Messenger RNA from Drosophila rhopaloa, 660 nucleotides. Its product is annotated as protein Turandot B2-like. The coding region runs from base 111 to 506 and encodes 131 amino acids. Gene Ontology annotation, biological process: immune system process. The transcript has 2 exons. Lineage: Eukaryota; Metazoa; Arthropoda; Insecta; Diptera; Drosophilidae. The record is from RefSeq and is a predicted model, not a curated record.
GUCUAGGAAUUUGAUUAUCAAUUUUCCCUUUUGCUGGGCUAUAUAUUUAGCUACUUGGCUGCAAAACAAUCAGUUCGGUUUUGCAUCAGCGUUUCAUAAAGAGUAACAAAAUGAAAUCCCAAAUUUUUCUUUUGUCCUUUGCAGUGAUCCUGUUUAGUUCUCUCUGCUUGGGGUACACCGACGAAGAACGUCAGGCUGACAGCCGAAGAGUUAACGAAAUUAUACGAACCUCUCUGGACGACGAUUCCAAAAUCAUUGCAAUCCAGGAGUUACUUGGCAUAUAUGCACGAUUAGCCCCUAGCUUGACGCCUGAACAAAGGGAGUCAGUCGAUAAGUUAAUCAAUGAGACUUCCGAUGAAAUACUAGUCGAUGGAGUUCCGCCUCAAGGUGGUCGGAAGACCAAGUUCGCUGGGAGGGUUGCUAAGCACGUUGCUAAGAAAGUUUCAGCUGGAUUCUUUGAAGAGCUCGGUAGUCAACUGGCUUAUUUUUUUCAAUGGUUCGGAUAAUCGAGUAACCAAACCCAAAUACUAUACAUACAGGUUCAUUUUUAAAAAGUUUUAUGUGAUCCAUAACCGUACAGAUGUAAUUUAAAAAAUGUAAUAAUUGUGUAUAAAUGUUUAACCUGUAAAAUCAAAUAAAAUAUUUAAGGAACACUGUUCA